AGGGCGGGGCUUCGGCCUUGGUAGAGGAAGAGCGCUUGUUGGUGAGGAGGGGCAAGUCCAGCUCUCACCCCAGUCAGGCCUGCGUCCCUUCUCUUCUUCCUUCCACUUCGCUUUGCGCCCUCUGUGGCUGCGGGGCGGGGUACCGCGUCAGCCAGCACCAGUGAUAACAAGAGACAGGAUGACAUGAGCUAUUGGGCUACAUGCUACAGUAAUGCACUUCCUGGUAGAGGGCUUCCUCUAGAGUGAGACUGACGGACAGUUCAAGAUGGCCAAAGAAGAGACCCCAAGUGUUUCCAGAGACUUACAGGAGCUGCAAAGGAGGCUGGGUUUGCUGUUAGAGACUUUCCAGAAUAACUCAAAGGUGGUCGCCUUUAUGAAGUCCCCUGUGGGCCGGUUCCUGGACAGGCAUCCUUUCCUGGUGCUCACCAUGCUGAUGUUUGUUACCAUGUCAGCCAUCCCUGUUGGCUUCUUCCUGCUCAUCGUGGUGCUCACCUCCCUGGGUGCUCUUAUGGGGGCCGUAUUACUGGAAGGCCUGGUCAUCUCUGUUUGCGGUCUCUCACUGCUCUGCGUCCUCUGUGGCCUGGGCUUCCUGUCGCUUGCCUUGUCGGGGAUAGCCAUGACGUCCUAUGUGGUGGUCUCCUGCCUCAUGAGCUACUGGUUUUCUCCCAGCAGGCCACCAACACAACAAAAUGCCAACAUCGACCGUCAGCUGGCUAUGAAGUUCACAGAGUCUGAGAAACCUGGACUUUGAGGGGCAUGACGAGGAAUGACCAGCCAAAUGGAACCAAAGAUUGAAUUCUAAGCAUCCAAAGGAGAGCUCUUCCCCUCACCUCCCAGGACUGUAGUGCAGAGAGAGGGCUGGAUGGGAGCCCUGCUUCUCCACUCACUGUGUCCAAACUCCUGCAGUAGCCAGGGUGGCCUCCCCAUGCCUCACGGUUCCCCAGUAUGAAGCCUUGACCUUAGCAGAGUGGUGGGCUUCUAGAACUGGGAAGCUUGACCAUUAGAGCCUCUGGGUUGAGUCCCAGGGCUCAUCUGCGGGUAAGAUAGAUUGUAUUUGAAGUUUCAUUGCGGUUUGGGGGUGGGGCAGGGAUGAAGAGGAGGUUUUUUCCCCAGUCAUUUGAAAUAAGAGGUUAAAAAAAUAAUCCAGAGAGAGCCAGCUCUUACUUAAUUUUUAUCAGAAGAGCAUCAGCAUUUGGAAACCGGGACCUUUUAAAACUUGAAAAGCUCUCCUAACCCUGUGGCCAGGAGUCCUUUAGGAAAUGUCUCAAGGCCUAGUCUAUUGCGUGCCUUGAUCUUUGACACAUUUGCAUUUGAUAUGUUAAUAUUCUUUAAAGAGCUUGCUUCUGCCAAGCCAUUUCUUAACAAACCAAUGAAACCAAACACAUACUGAAGACUACAAGGCGAACCAAAGCCUGUGGGAUGAUUUCCACUUCAUUUACUAUGGUGUUUUAUUAAAUAUUUAUUUGCUUCUUGCUA
Messenger RNA from Arvicanthis niloticus (Nile rat), 1476 nucleotides. It is a transcript of the gene Ldaf1, whose product is annotated as lipid droplet assembly factor 1. The record is from RefSeq and is a predicted model, not a curated record. NCBI's taxonomy places the organism in Eukaryota, Metazoa, Chordata, Mammalia, Rodentia, Muridae.